CGCGCACACUUCCGCUCUAUAGUACGGAUCUGAGCUCACAUGUUUGCUUAGUCCGACCGAGCGAAUUGUGUGAAAAGCCGUUUUCUAAAUUGAGGAGAUAAAUUAAUAAUGUUCACUGUCAGUCCUUCAGCCGAAUAAAGCCAGUGCCGGCUGAAGCCAAUGGAGACGCAUGCAUCGCCGUUUGUAAAUUUACGUCUUUGCUUUCAUUAUGACAACUAAGUGAUACUCUUUCAGAUGGCAUCAGUAUUUUAUCAGUUGUGCCACAGGUAUCUCUUCAUAAGGACUUGUGGUUUUCUCAUUACAUUUCACAAAACAAGGGUAUACCAAAGAACUACCCAGGUAGCACAAUCAUCCAUUCCCUCAUCAGGUAGAUCAAAUGCAAAUUACUGGCUGGUUGCCAGAUCCUGGAGAUUGCCAGCACGUCAGUACACUAGCAGUGGGGAUAAAGUUCAGCCAGCCGACGAGGAAAAUGCACCAAAGCAUUUGCUUCCUUUUGACAAGCAGUCCCAGCAAAUAGCACAACCUUCACUUCAGGAUUGUGAACUACCAGCCAAGCACCCCCUAGAGAACAUUACUGAAGAUGAAGCAGUACAGAUCAAUGCAGAACCUCCUCUUCCCGCUUGUUCCAACACUCUUAAACAUUAUGUGGAGCAGUCUGAGACCCUUCGUCAACUAGUCCUCCUAGGUGUUGACCUGUCCAAACUGGAGCAGCGACCCAAUGUGGGAAACAUGCUGAUCCGUUUGGAUUUUGAGAAAGACAUUAAGGAAAAGUUAUUAUUCCUCAAAGAAGUCGGUGUGCCGGAAAACCAGUUGGGGCCUUUUCUCACCAAGAAUCCUUUCAUCCUAACAGAGAACUUGGAGGACGUACAAAUAAGGGUAUCAUAUUUGAAGUCUAAGAAAUUUACAAACACAGCCAUUGCAAGAAUUAUUUCCAAAGCCCCUUAUCUACUAAAUUUUAAUGUUGAAAGAAUAGAUAAUAGACUGGGUUUUUAUCAGAAGGAGCUUGGAUUGAGCAAACAGAAGACCAUGAACCUUGUGACGCGGCUACCACGACUGCUAACUGGUAGCUUGGAGCCAGUGAAAGAAAACCUUAAAGUUUAUGAAAUUGAAUUUGGUUUUCACAAAAAUGAAAUCCAGCAUAUUAUAAGCACGGUACCAAAAGUUUUAACUGCUAACAAAAAGAAAAUCACUGCAAUUUUUGAUUAUGUGCACAAUACAAUGGGUGUGCCUCAUCAUAUGAUUUGCAAAUUCCCUCAGGUGCUAAAUUGUAAACUCCUGAGAAUCAAGGAAAGGCAUUUGUUUCUUAAGUACCUUGGAAGGGCACAGUAUGACCCCAAUCUACCAAAUUAUGUCUCCCUGGAUCGCUUAGCCAGCCUUACAGAUGAAGUCUUCUGCAGAGAAAUUGCUUUAGCCACUGUUAAAGACUUUGAGAUUUUUCAAAAGACGCUCUGAAUUAAAAUGAUGGCAACAUUUUUUCAAACCAAUUUUGUAAUAUUUAUUUGGAUAACUCAUACCUCGACCCAAUUAAAGUCUCUUGAUUGUUCUUCUGCAUUUUGGCUGAAACACGAUUCUUCAUGUGAAAACAAACACCUGGGAAGCCUGUAAUGUUUUAAAUGAAACCGGCCUCUGUUCA
This is a messenger RNA of Erpetoichthys calabaricus (reedfish), 1633 nucleotides long. RefSeq names its product mitochondrial transcription termination factor 3 (gene mterf3). Gene Ontology annotation, molecular function: double-stranded DNA binding. NCBI's taxonomy places the organism in Eukaryota, Metazoa, Chordata, Cladistia, Polypteriformes, Polypteridae. Gene Ontology annotation, biological process: regulation of DNA-templated transcription; mitochondrial ribosome assembly. The coding region runs from base 235 to 1452 and encodes 405 amino acids. The transcript has 8 exons. Gene Ontology annotation, cellular component: mitochondrion. The record is from RefSeq and is a predicted model, not a curated record.